CUGAUGGUUGCAAGCGCAGAGGGCCCCCAAAGGUUGAAACACUUGAGACAAAGACGGCGAAUGCGUGUACAUGUAUGUGUGCCGUGUUGCUAUCAAAAGAACCGAGCAUGAAUGGACAAGCCAGCCGCACAGUGGAUGGAGUACAGUAUACACAUGUAAUCAUCAUCAUCAUCAUCAUGUGUACAUGGAAUCGUGCAGCGCAGUGCAGCAGCCCAAGAGUCGGCUCCGCCAAUUCUGAUAUCAGCACCAGCCAGCUUGACCCACGUUAUAUCCUCUUGUGUACAUUAGCUGCCACCUACGCGAAGCAAAGAGACGCUGUGGGUGCCCCAGCACGCCCUCUGUAUGGCCCAAACCCAAUUCCACCAUUACCACCACUACUGGACAGCCCACGGCCUGCUGCUUCCUGUCUUCCAUUGUUGCUUGCUUGCUCGCUCGCUCGCUCCUUUCGUCUUGUCUCUGCUGCGUGCUGCUCUCUCUAUUUCCUGCCAGCCAUGACAAAAAAAGAAGGCUAUCCAUCUAUAGGCUGGUCGCUGUUUCCGUGUAGACAAAUCCCUCGUUGCCUGUGCAGCAAUCCCCAUCAAUCAAUCCAUCCUUGUGUCGAGGGAACAAAAAAAAAACAAAAAACAAAACCACAACCCCUCCCUCGACAUAAACUAUUCUUCCAUCACCCAUCGUCGAGUCUUGCUCGUAUCGUAUCGUGUCGUGUCUGCUCGUACUGCUGCUGCUGCUGCUGCUGCCGUCCUUCCAUCCAUCGUCCAAUCUGCCGCCCGUUGGAUUUACCCAGCAAAAUUGCGAAACGUCCCCACUGCAACGACGGCCGCCAUCAAUGACCCUGGCCCGCCCUCGACGUACGUGCUGCUAGGCUGGUUUAAGCCCGCUGGGGGCAUUCGUUACAUUACUUUCUCGGAAGGUCAUGCAUCAUGAGGAGUCGCCAACCCAAGACUCCACCACAGCAUCCUCGCCCGUCUACCACCUCCACCACCACCCACUCUCCUUCACACCUUCACUCUCCCACCCGACCCCUUCUGCACCCUCCUUCGGCGAGGCCAUUCGGACGCCCCUCGACGUAUCCCGCUCGAGACACGCCCACCUGUCCCUCUCGCCGUCGUAUUCACCCCCCAUCCCGUCCGAGCUGCUGCCAUCCUCCUCCCCGGCCAGCCACACCUGCUCCCCGUGCGCUUCGCUGAAUUUGACCCACGACGACACCAGCGCCCGCUCGCCGCGCGAGAGGCUGGAUGAUUUGCUCCUCGAUCUUGCCCAUCACCAUCCUUCUGCCUCGACUGCCUCGCCCUUUCCCUCGCCCACUAAUCCCUUGCAACUGCUAGCCUUGCACCCAAAUUCUCCGCUAUCCUCCACCACUCUACCUCCACGAGCCACCACCGCUCACUUGCCAGGCACCCCCUCGCAUGUCCGAGCACGCAACGCUUCUGCUCCCAUCAUUUCUACCGCCACCAUCCUACCCUCACCAGCGAUUGCGGCCACCAUGCCUCCUCCAUCGCGCCCAAGCCGUCCAGAGACGCGCCCUACCCCUCCGCGCAACCCUUCGAUAGAUUCUGCCGCAUCUUCUCUCUCCUCCAGCACUUCGCAGCCCCUCCGCGCCAAUGCCAGCCUUCCCCAUCGAUCCUUGACGGAUCCAAGUGGUGCUCAAUCACCGGAUAUGGCAGCCCUCAUAGCAGCUGCCGGAGGCUCGCCUGAAGCAGCCUUCAUGAACUUAUUCAAGGAGAAGCAGAGCGCGACAAACCACAAUACCCAAUUAUGGCGCCUCGUCGAGAAACAGCGCGCCAUGAUUAUAGGCCUGCAACGGGAUCUCGAGCGCGCUCUCAAGGAUAAAGACCGCUACCGGAAGAAGCUCAAAGAGUAUACCGGCCAAGUACCACCUGUACCUGGUGCACCAAAACGAUCUGACACCUUUGAUUCUGUCGUGGAACGUGACAACAGCCAGUCACCCGCUCCCAGCGAUGUACAGGAAGAUUCCACCAAGCCUCUCGCAGUAUCGUCUGCGAGAUCCGCCGAACAUAAAACAUCCCCGCUCGCACAAGGCACUUCCGCGGCUCAAUUGCUGACAGAAGCUCCUGUGGCACACUCUCCUACCUCCGACACCCAUACGCUGUCGAAUCCAUCCUCGAGCUUGAACUCCCCUGCCGACCUUUCUGUCAAGCCUUUGAACCUUCAGAGCAAAGGAGGGCUUGGCUUGACUGCUGCAGCAAACGAUGACCCUUCUUCCACCGAUGCCUCCAAGCUUCCCGAAUCUCCAAAGGCAGUGGAACCUCGGCCUUCUACGCCCCCCGAAACCUCGCGACCCGCUGCAGAGUUACUCAAAGCCCCAGCCUUGUCACUGACACAAGCGACGCCCGUGCUUGGCGGGGAUGGGUUUGAGUCUCCCCCUCAAAAACCCGCGCAACCAUCGCGCAAAGCUCCGCCGGCCCCGUUAAAUUUGGUUAAACCAGGAAAGCCGAGCGCGCAUUUGCACCAGGCAGAGGCUGGCGAGGAAGAUGAUUCCGACUAUGACGAUGUUCUAGAAGUGGACGAAAUCCCCAUCAUCGAUCGAGGCAGGAGAAAAACACGAGAGGAUGACGAUCGUGUCCGCGAAGCCAUGGCUAUGAAAGAAGAGACUGCUCGAAGCAAGUCAAAGAAGAAGAAGAGUGGGAGCAAGCCUACAUCUGCAACCACUUCCGAAGCGGACGCGCAGAGUGCCACCCACCUGUCCCCCCAAUUAAGCCCCCAUCAAACUGGCCUAUCACUCUCACCUCGUCACCCACCUGCAAAUUCCCUCAAUGCUCUUUUGAGCCCAACCAACUCGGACAGCUCUACAAUGGCCCAACGAAGUCUAGGGUCUCCCCCACCGUUGAUGAGUCCUGGGUUGCCCAACAGCCCUCGACCAGGGGACAGGCCGAUUGGAUCACCUUUGCCGAGACACCCGAAACAGUCGCUAGCAUCACCCCCCAUGUCACCAAGAUCCGAUGUGAACGGUGUCAGCUCCCAAGCAUCUCGGCCGCCGCGACAGCCAGUUCCACUUCCACCAAACACGCCUCAGUCGUAUACAUCACCUCAUACCAACCGUCCAGAGGCUCCUUCCCAGCAGAAGCAGCAGCAGCAGCCACAGCCAUCGACGUCUGACCUGCUGAAGCCAUCCAAUGCUCAAUUGAACUUGGAGGCGGAUAAUGCUGCUCUCAAUGGUGAGGUGGAGCAUGUCUACAGAGGCUUGGUAUCGGACCAGUAUCCUGGCUUGCUGCUUCCUCCCAACGCCUUACCUUCCAUCGAAGCCAAAGUCUCAUCCUCUCGACUACGACCUUCACGUCUGAGUUUCCUAGCUCCCAAGCCUCAAGAAGAAGAUCCCGUUUUCCAUCUCGCUAUAUAUGCACGCUCAGACAGAAAACAACUAUGGCGAAUGGAGAAGACUAUCAUGGCGCUGCCUGCUUUGGACCAGCAGCUCAAAUCCUUAUGCAACUUCCAAGGCAAACUUCCCGACCGCGCUCUGUUCAGUGGGCACGCUCCUGCCAAGAUUGAUGCUCGGAGGGUUGCUUUGAACAAUUAUUUUGAUACCAUUCUUGAAACUCCUAUGGACGAGAAGGCCGCCCUGGUGGUGUGUGAAUUUUUCUCGACAGAUGUCAUUGGUGCUCAGAAUGGAGACACGUUGGCCCCAGAACCCGCGGCUCCACAGGUUGCCCCAGCACCCAAGAGCAAACAACAAAAGGAGGGCUACUUGACGAAGCGCGGCAAGAACUUUGGCGGCUGGAAAGCACGCUACUUCAUACUAGAAGGCUCCGAGUUCAGGUACUACGAAAUGGCUGGUGGUGCGCACUUGGGAACAAUCAAACUGCAGAACGCUCAAAUCGGCAAACAAUCCCAGCAACAAUCAAAUCAGUCCCCGCAGCGUCGUGACGAAUCCGAGGACAAUCAGUAUCGACACGCUUUUCUCAUCUUGGAGCCGAAGCGUAAGGACUCUGCGAGCCUUGUUCGGCACGUGCUCUGCGCAGAAAGCGACGAGGAGCGCGAUGCGUGGGUCGAUGCGCUGCUACAACACGUGGAUUAUCACGAAGAAACCUCUCCCACAGAAGCUCAUUCGUCGGCCGCUGGUCGGCCGGCUGUCCUAACCAAAUCCCAAGGCAAAGAACCCGCUCGACCAAGAAAACGGGAGAGUCCCGACACUGAGAAGCAAAGCAGACUGCAAGGCCUUAGCUAUGAUGAUACGGUUGCUGCUGAAGCACCAAUCCGAGGGCCAACCCACCGGGAAGCUAAAGAGGCACAUCUCCAUUCCCCUAAACACAGCUCCAUAUCCAGUGACAGCUCUCGGCAACAUCCUUCGAUUUCAGGGCCUAGUAACGGUGCCCCUAUACAAGAUGCCGGAAGCUGGGGCAACAGGUCACUAGCGGCCCCUCCUACAUCGGUCAAGGACAAGAAACGAAGCAUUUUUGGUUUCGGAUCCCGAGGACGAGCGCCGGAAACUGCACCUGAACAGAUAUAUCUUCAACAGCAUCACGGCUCUGAAAGAACGAUUCAGCAGAAUCGUAACGUCUUUGGCAUUCCACUGGCCGAAGCCGUCGAGUAUACUCAACCCAUUGGCCUCAAGGAUCCGUUACCUGCUGUUGUCUUUCGCUGUCUGGAAUACUUGAGAGCGAAGAACGCCAUCAACGAAGAAGGAAUAUUCCGACUGAGUGGAUCCAAUAUAGUCAUCAGGGCGCUCCGUGAGCGUUUCAACACUGAAGGCGAUGUCAAACUGUUGGACGGGCAAUACUACGAUAUACAUGCCGUUGCCUCGCUUCUGAAGCUCUAUCUCAGAGAACUUCCAUCUUCGAUCCUGACGAGGGAGCUGCAUCUAGAUUUUCUCAAGGUUCUCGACAUGGAUGAGCGAUCGAAGAAAAUUCAAACGUUCAGUGUGCUUGUGCACAGGCUUCCCAGGACCAAUUUCGAACUUAUUCGUCAUAUGUCCGCCUUUUUGAUCGAGAUUGUUGAGAACGCGGGCAUGAAUAAGAUGACUGUGAGGAACGUCGGGAUCGUUUUUGCUCCGACUUUGAAUAUCCCAGCACCGUUGAUCUCAUUCUUCUUGACUGAUUUCCCGGACAUUUUUGGCACACCUGUAGACGAAGCCACUUCGCCUAUCAACGAAAUCCGUACAGCAACACCUCAACUCGGCGACGAAGUCAGAUCGCCUCGACGCCAAAUGUUCUCUGACAUUCCUACACCCGCCUACAACGAGACCACCUUUCAGCAACCAGCUCAUGCGCAAUAUGACCGGCCUCCUUCCAGCUUUCCCAUGGGCCACCCGCCUCAGCAUCCUCCGCCGCCACCUCCUCAGCAUCAGCAGCAACAGCCUCAGUAUGCUGGCUAUGACACCGGCUUCACACCGGUGCGACCCAGCUAUGAAGCACCAGCCUACGAACAGCAUUAUCAGCAAGCAGAAGGCUAUGGUAGCUUGAGGAACUCCCAACCGUUGGGAAAUGCCAAAGAACAGAGACAGCGACGUCGAGAGAGCGGUAUGCUUCUCAUGACCAUGGGUCAACCGCGCAAGGGCUCAAAUGGAUCCAUCCCACCUCGGCCGCCGCAGGGUGAAUACCGCGCGAAUCCCUUGUUGAUUCGCGAGGAAACGGCAUUUGACUAG
Molecule: messenger RNA, 5599 nt
Organism: Periconia digitata
Lineage: Eukaryota; Fungi; Ascomycota; Dothideomycetes; Pleosporales; Periconiaceae
Source: the annotation of a GenBank genome assembly